UUUAGAUUUCAAAGUGCCUACAUAUCUUUCUGUCGAGCGUAGGGCGCGUGAACCCCGUGUAGCUUCCUCUAUAAGAACCCGUAUAUGUACCCAUGCAAGCUGUGAUGGUCGCGUAGAAUCAUCAUCUUACAGCAACCAAAAGCUUGAACACCAGCACAAUUACUGAGCAUGGCACAAAUUGAAGCGCAAGAAAAAACUGUGGCUGCGCAGUGUUACUGCAAAUCCGUUCAUUUCACCUUGACGUUAAAGACCUCAGAUCUUCCUUUGAACACUCAUCUCUGUCAUUGCUCCAUCUGCCGUUACUCUCACGGCACGCUGUGCGUUUUCCAUGCAACACUGCCAGACAACGUUGCUCCCCACUUCGUCGCCCCAUCUAGCCAGGACAAGUUGACAUCAUACCGCAUUCCGAACGCUGAUACUAUCUAUUACUUCUGCUCCACCUGUGGUUGCCACAUCGGAGGCUCGUUGCCUGACUACACCGAUUGGACCGUCUCGACAUCUAUCUUCACAAAUAAUGAGCCUGUCUACCAGAUCAACUCGCACGUCUUCAGUCAGUCUGCUCUAGGCGGAGGCUAUAAUGACUUUCUCUUUCGUAUAGGCGAUCGAGAUAUGAAGGACUGGAACCCGAAGGGAGAUUCAGCUCGACCGAAGUACAACGAGGCAGCAUAUGGCGCUGAUAGUGAAGAGCGCCUGCGAGCUGAAUGCCACUGUGGUGGCGUUUCUUUCACUGUCCCUAGACCUCGCGACGGGGACCGUGAUGAUCCCGAAAUGAAGCGUAUUGUGUCCCCCGUUGACAAGCGCAAAUGGAUUGCUACCAUUGACGCAUGUGACGACUGCCGCCUCACAAGCGGGACGCACGUUGUCUCGUGGACCUUCAUCCCAUUGGAUCGGUGUGAGCCCAGCAUCAAGCCAGAUUUGCUGAUUGGUACAAUGAAGACCUUCGAGUCCUCCCCUGAUGUUUUGAGGUCAUUUUGUGGUGUCUGUGGCGCCGUCAUCUUCUACUCCUGCCACGACAGGAAGAACAUCGUCGACCUCGCUGUUGGCGUUCUGAGGGCACCGGAAGGAGUCAAGGCAGAGAACUGGUUGACUUGGCAGGCCGGGCGUAUUGGAUGGGAAAAGGAUGGUUUGCAGUACAACGAGGAGUUCAUAUUGUCACUAGCAGAGGGCUUUAAGAAAUGGAGCAUGGAGAAGUAUGGUCACGUUGGCGAUUCACGCUCUGUGUAGGGAAGUCCACCGUGAGAGUUCUCUAUGUAGCUCUGAUGCAUCUACCAGAUCUUCCAGAGGCACUGUGUGAGCAUCGGCCAGCAAGAGUUCUCAGCACGAGUAAAUGACAAAAUCCUUAUUUACUAAGUGGCAGCAAUUUGAUAUAGAAAUCAAAGUGACAAUUCAAAUCCA
Molecule: messenger RNA, 1395 nt
Organism: Truncatella angustata
Lineage: Eukaryota; Fungi; Ascomycota; Sordariomycetes; Amphisphaeriales; Sporocadaceae
Product: Mss4-like protein
Exons: 2
Coding region: 169-1224 (351 amino acids)
Molecular function (GO): carbon-sulfur lyase activity
Source: RefSeq, a predicted model, not a curated record